Messenger RNA from Parus major (Great Tit), 2799 nucleotides. It is a transcript of the gene PAPOLG, whose product is annotated as poly(A) polymerase gamma. NCBI's taxonomy places the organism in Eukaryota, Metazoa, Chordata, Aves, Passeriformes, Paridae. Gene Ontology annotation, cellular component: nucleus. The record is from RefSeq and is a predicted model, not a curated record. Gene Ontology annotation, molecular function: RNA binding; poly(A) RNA polymerase activity. The transcript is spliced from 23 exons. The coding region runs from base 253 to 2532 and encodes 759 amino acids.
GGUUGAAAUAAAUGGUGGAGUGCGGGUGGCGGGGCUGCCUCGCCCGGGUCUCACCGCGUGUGGCGGCGACGCCGUCGCCAAGCAACGGCAAUGGCGGGCGAGGAACGGCGGUAACGGGGCUGCGCCUUGGUCUGGGGCUGCGCGACCUGCGGAGCCCUGCGGAGCCCUGCGGAGCAGUGACUCUGCCUGAGCCUCGGGGACAGGGACAGGGAGAUUUGACCUGGCAGCGGCCGCCCGCGGGCUCCGCUCAGCAUGAGCUGGUGCGGCAGCGGUGAAGGGUGGAGUUGGGCUCCCUUCGUUGAAGGUCCCAGUACUUCCAGGCAGCAGAACCAGCCUCAAGGGCACUAUGGACUUACCUCUCCAAUUAGCUUGGCUCCUCCUAGUGAUAAAGACCACAUUCAUACCCAGAAGCUGAUUGAAGCAAUGAAGCCAUUUGGGGUAUUUGAGGAUCAGGAAGAACUCUAUCACAGGACAACUGUUCUUGGUAAACUGAAUAACUUUGUCAGAGAAUGGAUUUCAGAGCUUGCUGAAAGCAAGAAUCUUCCCCCUUCAAUAACAGAGCAAGUUGGUGGCAAAAUAUUUACAUUUGGUUCCUACAGGCUUGGAGUACACACCAAAGGUUCAGACAUAGAUGCUCUUUGUGUUGCUCCCAGUCACGUGGAAAGAUCAGAUUUUUUUCAGUCAUUCUUUGAAAAACUGAGGAAUCAAGAGGAAGUAAAAAACCUAAGAGCCAUUGAGGAUGCAUAUGUACCAGUUAUCAAAUUUGAGUUUGAUGGCAUUGAGAUUGAUCUCGUGUUUGCAAAGCUGUCCUUGCCCACGGUUUCUGAUGAUCUCGAUCUCAGGGACGACUCGUGCCUCAAAAGCCUGGAUAUAAGAUGCAUACGGAGCUUAAAUGGCAGCAGAGUUACAGACGAAAUACUGCGCCUGGUGCCCAAUCUGGAGAACUUCCGGCUCACGCUCCGGGCAGUUAAACUGUGGGCAAAACGACGUGGUGUUUACUCCAACAUCAUGGGAUUUCUUGGUGGAGUCUCCUGGGCAAUGCUGGUAGCAAGAAUAUGCCAACUCUACCCCAAUGCUUUGGCUUCUACUCUCGUUAACAAGUUCUUCUUGAUUUUUUCAAAAUGGGAUUGGCCAAAGCCAGUGCUGCUGAAACGACUUGAAGAGAGCUUUCUUAAUUUACCAGUGUGGGACCCUAGGGUGAACCCAUCAGACCGGUACCACGUGAUGCCCAUCAUCACCCCGUCCUAUCCACAGCAGAACUCCACGUACAACGUGUCAGUGUCAACACGAGCCGUCAUGAUAGAGGAGUUCCAACGUGGUCUUGAAGUUACAGAUGAGAUUCUCAAAGGAAAAUCAGACUGGUCAAAGCUCUUUGAACCACUCAACUUCUUUCAGAAGUACAAACAUUACAUUGUGCUGACUGCCAGUGCCUUUACAGAAGAGCAUCACUUAAACUGGAUUGGCCUCGUUGAGUCUAAAAUCCGUGUGCUGGUUGGAAACUUGGAAAGGAAUGAAUUUAUAACUAUUGCACACGUGCAGCCACAGUCUUUCCCUGGCAAUGAAGUUCUCUAUAAACAGAGUGGAUAUGUAUCAAUGUGGUUUCUUGGGCUUGUAUUUAAGAAAGCAGAAAGUGCAGUAAAGACUAACGUUGAUCUAACACAUGGGAUACAGUCAUUCACAGAUACAGUUUACAGGCAGGCCAGUGCCCUCAACAUCCUAAAGGAAGGUAUGAAGAUUGAGGCAACUUAUGUGAAGAGAAAGCAACUCCAUUAUUUUUUGCCAGCAGGAACCUUACAGAAAAGAAAGAAGCAAAGGGUGUCAGAUAUUAGUCAAAAUAAUAGUGGACUUCAGUGCAAAAGGUCUUCUUUAGGUGAAAGCUGUUCGGAUGGUUCCAAAGACAGAGAUCCCAGAACACCCUCUAAUUCCUCUUCGUUAAAUAAGAUAUCUAAGUUGGACAUCUCUACAGCAGAGACAGAAAGAAAUGUUGAAUGUCAGAGUUGUAGUGGUGCCAACAGUGUAGCUGAGCCAUCAACGUCUAAGGGACUUUGCAUUCCUGUGACUGAUCCAAAAAUGGAGGCUACAGUUGCACUAAGAACAUCGGGACCUCCAAUUGCUUGCACCAUUCCAGGAUAUAACACGGUUUGUCAACUCAGAACGUGUUUUGUGCACGGACAGCAUAAAUUAAGUGGGACUCUAAUCACGGAUCCUAGGAGUGCUUCACCUAAGCAGCAUUAUUCACCAAGCUCUAAAGUAUCUCGUCCACCUACAUCGGGAGAAUGCCCCCAAAAAGCCAUAGAUGGAGAAAAGCUAAACAUGUGGGACUCCAAUUUCACAGAAAGCGGAUACCCUCAGGAUGGGAGGAAGAGAGCUACAAAAAAUGGUGUCCUUGAUGGGAAAUCCAUGCAGAUUCCAGUGAUCACAUCAAGGUCACAGAGGCUUUCCAGUAAAGAACUGCCAGAUUCUUCAUCUCCUGUUCCAACAAAUAGCAUUCGUAUUAUUAAAAGAUCCAUCAAACUUACCCUUAAUGGGUAAGUGGUUGAUCUUCAGGGUUUUAAGAAGAAUGUUCAGGGUUUUGAGAAGAACAUUCAGGAAGAAUUUAGGUUACUAGUUUCUCAGACUUGAUCCAUUGAUGAAUUACACAUCUUAUCUUAAUGUAUCUUGACAUAUAAGAUGUCAAGUGUGAUGUUAAGUGAUGUCAGUGUUCUGGAGUUUCCCUGGAUGUUGCAGAAGUUCGAUGCUGCCCCAGGACUCUGCAGAUUAGAAUUCAGCUGUUUGUAAAUAAAGUUCAAACUUACUCAA